Messenger RNA from Dictyostelium purpureum, 1143 nucleotides. RefSeq lists its product as uncharacterized. The transcript has 3 exons. Gene Ontology annotation, biological process: DNA replication. Lineage: Eukaryota; Evosea; Eumycetozoa; Dictyosteliales; Dictyosteliaceae. The record is from RefSeq and is a predicted model, not a curated record. Gene Ontology annotation, cellular component: nucleus; nuclear origin of replication recognition complex. Gene Ontology annotation, molecular function: DNA replication origin binding. The coding region runs from base 1 to 1143 and encodes 380 amino acids.
AUGAAAAGAGAGGAAAAAAAAGAAAUAGAAAAAGAGAAAGAAGAGAAAGAAGAGUCAUCCAAUGAUGAGGAUGAAGAAGAUGAUUACUUUACAGUUUCAAAUAAAUUUAAUAAAACUUCAAAAAAUAUAAUUAAACCAUUAGACCCAAAAACAUUACAUAGCGUACUUUCAACACUUCCAGAUACUCACCCAGAAGAAAAAACCAAAUUGAUCGAAAGUUAUUAUAAAACACAGGACAGCAUUAUAAAUUAUCCAUUCAAUAAAAUGUAUAAUGAUUUAAAGUUAAACUAUAGUUUGUUAAUCAAUGGUGUUGGUGAUAAAUCAAAGGUUUUAAAGAAAUUUGUUGAUAAUUUUUGUGUGGAUGGGCCUGCAAUUUUUUUUAAAGGUUAUUUACCUACAUUAAGUAUCAGAGAUCUAUUAUUUAGAAUUACAUUUUCAAUUUUUGGAAUGGAUAAGGGUUUUGGGUCUCCAAUUACUCAUUGUAAUUUUAUAAAGAGCAUUUUUGAAAGUAAUAGUAUUGAUAAAUUAAAGUUUUUAGGUGGGAAAUAUUCAUACAUACCAGAGAAUUUAUAUAUUGUAGUUUUAAAUAUUGAUGGACCAUCGUUAAGAAAUACAACAAGUCAAACUGCCUUAGCGUUACUUUCGUCAAUACCUCAAAUUCAUCUAAUUGCCACAAUUGAAACUUACUCACCAACAUUAUUAUGGGACAGUAACUUAUUUGAGCAGUUUUAUUGGGUAAAACAUACAUUGACAACCUAUUUACCCUAUAAAAAAGAACUAACCUAUCAAAAAUCACUUAUAAAUCAAAACCAAAAAGGCUCAAGCUCGUUAGAUCCAGAUGGUGUUUUAACAGUACUUCAAAGUCUAACUCCGAAUACUACCAACAUAUUUACUGAACUUUUGGAACAUUUGAUUAAAAAAAAGAUAAAGAAAAUAGAAUUCAAAGAAUUAUUCGAAAUUUGUAAAGAAGGCUUUUUGGUCUCGUCUGAAUUGGGUUUAAAAAAUCAAUUAAGAGAAUUUUUAGAUCACAAAAUAAUUGUUAAAAAAAUCAUUGGUGAUACCGAAUAUUUAUUAGUACCAUUAGAAUUUUCAACAAUGCAAAUUAUUUUAGAUAAAUUAGUUUCUUUUGAAGAAAAAGAGUAA